This is a messenger RNA of Triticum aestivum (bread wheat), 447 nucleotides long. Its product is annotated as bidirectional sugar transporter SWEET6a-like. Lineage: Eukaryota; Viridiplantae; Streptophyta; Magnoliopsida; Poales; Poaceae. Gene Ontology annotation, cellular component: membrane. Gene Ontology annotation, biological process: carbohydrate transport. The transcript has 4 exons. The record is from RefSeq and is a predicted model, not a curated record. Gene Ontology annotation, molecular function: sugar transmembrane transporter activity. Bases 1 to 447 code for a protein of 148 amino acids.
AUGAUUUCCCCGGACGCGGCCCGCAACAUCGUCGGUAAUGUCAUCUCCUUCGGCCUCUUCCUCUCCCCUGUGCCGGCGUUCUGGCGGAUCAUCAAGAACAAGGACGUGGAGGAGUUCAAGUCGGACCCGUACCUGGAGACGCUGCUCAACUGCAUGCUCUGGGUGUUCUACGGCAUCCUCUGCGUCAUAUUCGGCUCGGCAAUGUACGCCUCCCCGCUCACCAUCAUGGGUAAAGUGAUCAAGACCAAGAGCGUCGAGUACAUGCCCUUCUUCCUGUCGCUGGUGAGCUUCCUCAACGGCGUCUGCUGGACGGCCUACGCUCUCAUCAAAUUCGACCUCUACGUCACGAUCCCCAAUGGCCUAGGUGCGCUGUUCGGCCUCGUCCUCGCCUGCUACUACAGGCCGACCCCCAAGAAGGAGAAGAGCGUAAAGCUCAAAUAUAAUUGA